AUGGAGGAUUUUCCCAAUGCAUCGGCUUACUGUCAAAGACUCAAGGGUCUUUCCGAUCAAUUGCGGAAUGUUAGAGCUCCGGUGGACAAUAAUCAACUCGUUCUACAGUUGGUUUCGGGCCUCACCAAACCGUAUAAUGGAGUUGCUACCCUUAUACGACAAAGCUCUCCUCUCCCUCAAUUUUACCAAGCUCGUUCGAUGCUUACCUUGGAGGAGGCGGGCUUGGAAAAACGAGCAGCAACGGCUUCGGGUUCUGCUUCUGCUUUGUUGGCGACCUCUCAUGAUGGUGAUUCGAGUUUGGAUGGCUCGGGAAAUGCUCGCGGGAAGAGUAAACAUCAGAAGAAAAAUUUUGGCCGAAAAGGGCAGAACGGUGGUGGCCGUGGUUCUGCCGCAGGUGGUAGUCCGGGUUCAGGCGCCGGCGGGUCAGGUUCUGGUGCUGGCCGUGGUGGCGUCGGGCAGCAGCAGCAAUGGGGUAUGGCUCCCAAUUGGUAA
This is a messenger RNA of Chenopodium quinoa (quinoa), 492 nucleotides long. Its product is annotated as keratin, type I cytoskeletal 9-like. The coding region runs from base 1 to 492 and encodes 163 amino acids. Lineage: Eukaryota; Viridiplantae; Streptophyta; Magnoliopsida; Caryophyllales; Amaranthaceae. The record is from RefSeq and is a predicted model, not a curated record. The transcript has a single exon.